GCGCCAUUGUUUUGCCCGUUACCGAUAGAGCCUUCAUAGUACACGUGCCGGGGUCGACCGAGUCUCACCACAAUGCUCAAAAGGUAGCCCUCCAACCUAGCCCUACCCUCAUUUGCGAGGUCUUCCUUUGAGGCCGUCGUUGCUGCUCGCUGUGACGUCCCUCGUGUUGCUGCUGCUUGCGAUGGCCGUGGAAGCUCGCAGUAGUAAGAUGCAGUGGCCGCGUUUCACGUACUGCAUCACCAGGCGCGCGGGCCCAGUGCUGGCGACGCCCAGCGGAAGCUGCGCCUCCCGCAAGAUGCUGGGGCAGUUCCGCACCAUGAAUCGCGUCAACUGCAAAAACUGCGACAAGUACUUCCACUGCAUGGCCAACUGGCUGGCGACGCGGAAGUGCCGGGGACGCUUCAACUUGCGCGUGGCCAAAGCAAUCAGCUACUGCCGGGAGUACUCCCAACCUGGAAACCCAGCUGACAGGCGCGGAGACGAGGAGGCUAACCGAUAUGGCCGGGGGGGUGGAAACUGCGGAGCACGCUACUUGCGCCGACACAAAUGUGCCUACAACCCAAGAACGGGGAAAUGCAAGUGGUGAGGGCAGAAGGUACGAGCCGCACCUACUGAAACUGCCGAUUGCAGUGUCUCCAAAGAGGCAUGUCUAUGCCAAAACCGUCUGUAUCUGUAGUGCAGAAUAAAAUCCAAAGAAACGACAAA
Messenger RNA from Dermacentor andersoni, 705 nucleotides. NCBI's taxonomy places the organism in Eukaryota, Metazoa, Arthropoda, Arachnida, Ixodida, Ixodidae. The record is from RefSeq and is a predicted model, not a curated record.